Molecule: messenger RNA, 429 nt
Organism: Aspergillus calidoustus
Lineage: Eukaryota; Fungi; Ascomycota; Eurotiomycetes; Eurotiales; Aspergillaceae
Source: the annotation of a GenBank genome assembly
AUGAAUGAUGAUGCCACAGCUACCCGCGCUGUAACCACGAAACUCGCCGAUGAAGGCCAUCAAGUCGUCCUUGUGAUGCACUCCUAUGGCGGAAUACCCGGUACAGAGAGCGCGGAAGAGCUCGGCUGCGAAUUCUGCCAGAACGCAGGCAAGCCUGGUGGGAGUAUCGCGCUUGUCUAUCUAGCCGCAUACUUCCUCACGAAGGGGAUGGGCCACAUGGUUCUGGGCGGUUUGAUCUUCCAUGACAAGAUGGCAGCCCUCGAGACCUUCUACAACGACUUCACGCCGGAGAUGGAUCCCCUGGGGUGGGAAUCGACGUUACAGACGCAGUCCGCAACAACCAUGCGCAGGGGAACUCGGUUACGAGUCGUACCGCGAUGUCCCAACGACAUAUUUAUUCUGUACGCAGGACAGAGCGAUCCCGAUUGA